AGAUUAUUAUUUAUUUAAAUCAUUUCUGACAUAUAGAUAAUUUGAAUAUUGAGAACAGUCAACAGUGUGAUGGUGAUCAAACUCCAACUAAUAAUAAUGAUGACAAUGACGGUAACAGUGGUGAUAAUCAUAGUGAUAAUAAUGAUAAUCUAUUAUCGACUUUACUUUUUAUACCACACCGAUCAAUUAAUAAUCCAUCACCGAACACGAUAUUAUCCUGUUCUGAAAACUCUUGUCUUUUAUCUGAAAUAUUGAAUACAAAUAAUACUACUGAACCACAAAACAACAACUUUACCGAUCAAACAACCGAAUCUGAUAAGCAACUUCGAAACGAAUGUUUACCACUAGUUGAUGAUAUUAUCAAGCAACUAACAAACAUGCUUGAUUAUGAUCCCCUAAAUGUUGAACAAUCAAGCAAGUCUACUUUGUAA
This is a messenger RNA of Rotaria sp. Silwood2, 431 nucleotides long. NCBI's taxonomy places the organism in Eukaryota, Metazoa, Rotifera, Eurotatoria, Philodinida, Philodinidae. The record is from the annotation of a GenBank genome assembly.